AUGAAUCAAUCUGCUGCAACGCUGAAAUGUUGGAAUAAUGGUGCAAAACUGAGCGGUUUGGAGAGUAUGAAUGAGACUAGAUUUGUGGCAGAAAACGUGGAGAGUGAAAUGAUAUCAACCGAUUCUGCAUUGAGUCGAUGGGACAUCUGGAUUGAUGGAGUGAGAAAAACAGGAUGCAUUUCGGAGAGUGAUGUCAAGGGGAAAAACGGCUGCAAAGGGAUAAAAGGUUUCGCCUUCUCUGACCAAACACUGAAAAACCACGGUGGCUAUGACUGGAGUGAGGGUGAACCUAAUGGAAGAGGAGGCACUCAAAAAUGUGUUGUGAUGAUGAUAAAAAAGGGGAAAAAUGGGAAGUUGGAUGAUAUUGAGUGUGACGCUCUGAAACGAGGUGUCUUGUGCGGAAUGGAAGCGCAGUGA
Caenorhabditis remanei is the source of this 417-nucleotide messenger RNA. RefSeq lists its product as uncharacterized. Lineage: Eukaryota; Metazoa; Nematoda; Chromadorea; Rhabditida; Rhabditidae. The record is from RefSeq and is a predicted model, not a curated record. The transcript has 4 exons. The coding region runs from base 1 to 417 and encodes 138 amino acids.